GUCUCAUUAUUCAGAGGUUUGAGGGACCCUGGAAGGAAGCUCUGCCAGUUUGUUAAGAGCAGCACAAGCAGUGAUGGAAGAACUUACAGCUUUUGUAUCUAAGUCGUUUGAUCAGAAGAUAAAGGAGAAGAAAGAGAUGAUCACUUACCGGGAGGUGCUGGAGAGCGGGUCGGCCCGUGGGAAGGAGCCUGGCUGUGGAGAAGGGGCCCGGGAGGACGGGAUACCGGGGGUCCGGGGACUAGGAGGGGGUGGCGGCGGUGGAGGUGGUGGAGGAGGAGGUGCCAGAUCACCGGUACUGGAGCUCGAUCUCACCGCAGACAGGAUCAGGGACUCUGGGAGCCCAAAACUCACUGAGGUAUCCCCAGACAUGAAAGACCGCAAAGACGACCUAAAAGUACUAGAAGAGGAAGGUCAGACUAAAAUCAAGCAGAGAAGGAGUCGGACUAAUUUCACCCUGGAACAACUGAACGAGCUGGAGAGAUUGUUUGAUGAAACCCACUACCCUGACGCCUUUAUGAGAGAGGAGCUGAGCCAGCGGCUGGGGCUGUCAGAGGCCCGAGUGCAGGUCUGGUUUCAAAACAGGAGAGCAAAAUGCAGAAAACAAGAAAACCAGCUUCAUAAAGGGGUCUUAAUAGGAGCAGGAAGCCAAUUUGAAGCCUGUCGUGUAGCACCUUAUGUCAAUGUUGGAGCUCUGAGGAUGCCAUUUCAGCAGGAUAGUCAUUGCAACGUGCCAUCCUUGUCCUUCCAGGUCCAGGCACAAUUACAGUUGGACAGUGCUGUGGCGCAUGCGCAUCAUCACCUGCACCCUCACCUGACAGCACAUGCUCCCUACAUGAUGUUCCCGGCUCCACCAUUUGGUCUCCCUUUGGCAACACUGGCGGCAGAGACGGCAACAGCUGCGUCUGUGGUAGCUGCUGCUGCAGCUGCCAAAACCACAAGCAAGAACUCUAGCAUUGCAGAUCUCAGACUGAAGGCCAAAAAACAUGCUGCUGCGCUGGGACUGUGACUGGCACCGCUGGCUCCCUCAGCCAGCAGAACCCUUCAGACAUUUUCUUUACCCCGUUAUCCUUAUUUAUAAUCUGGAGUCUAAAACUCAACCAAAAUAUUUUCACUUUACAAACCAUUUUAAGGAUCCAAAAAGAUAAAGGAAUAGGAUGCUUCUCGUACUUUUUAUGAGUUGUGAAAGCUUAUGCACCAGAAGAUCCUACAAACAACACUUUGGUCAACUAAAAGGUAUCAUCACAUAUGAAAGAAUCUAAUUCUUUAUGGGACAACUAGAGCUAUGACUCCCUUUAAUAAAGGACAAACCACAGAGACAAAGUAUUAAAUAUAUUUCUUAAAACAUCAGGGGAUUGGGGGAUUUUAUACUAAUGUGUGUGAGCGAAAAGUGGGAGGGAGGGGAGCACACCACUUUUUUUGUUCCUGUUGAACAUAAAAGAAAAGAGCAAAAGGACAAAAUGGUUCGGAGAUGAUGAAGAGGGAGGGAAACGAGGACGUUCACAGGUUUUGACACUGAUCCUUUUGUGCAAAGUUCACUUUAAUACAAGGAAUUUGACAAGUGAGGCGGGCCUCCUUAUAUCUUAUCUUAUGGAAUCUCCCAUAUUUAUGGAAGAAUGACUAGUAUAAAAAUAAACAAAUUAAGGACAAUUUAUCUGCAGAUUUUUAGUUGCAGACCCUAAAGCAGAUUAAUUGUUCGCAUGUUCUUACCAUUUAAUUGAUGAUGUUUUUUGACCCACUUGCACUUCAUCCUCAAUUUAAUUAGGACACAAAAGACAAGAGAUUGAUGCCUAUAUAUUUACAUUUCUUGGACAACCAAAAACAUCACCAACAAAAAAUAAAAUAAGAUGUCAAAUGCCCCAAAAUCUUUCUUAGAAAUUCACAUCUAAUAUUCAGAGUAAUGAAGGAUUCAUGUCCUGUUUACCUUAAUCAGGAGUGUACUGUAUUAAAGAUGAUAUUUAAUGCACAUCUCAUGCUAGCCUAUAUAUGGCUACAUGUAAAAUUUGUUAAUACACAUGAACAAAGUUUAUUUUGGUUACAUUGUGAAUUUAUAGUUAGCAUUUGCAUUUUAAUUUCAUAAAAGGUGUAUUCUAUUCAAGUAUCUUGUGACAUUUAUUUUGAAUACAUAUAGAUAUUUAAUGUGGGGUACCCUAAAAUGGAACUUGAUAUCGCAAUUUGCGAGAAAACCCGAUAUGGAUUUUUUUUUUGGACACUAAAGAAGACAAAGGAAAAUAAGCUCUUCUAUAAAUGAACUUUACUGGGUGAAAUUUGUACGUAUUUGUUCUCCAUGAAAACAAGUUAUUUAUAUAUUAUAUCAUAUUUUUCCCAGUGUGCUUUAAGUUAUUUUACAACACUUUGUAUGUUAUUUUUGAAUUACAUUUGAUGUUGGUACAGACUAUUUUAAAAUCACUCAGGUUUAUUUCAUCUUUGUUAAUCCAAUUUUGGCAACAUAAUUUUAAAUAUAAAAGGUGAUAAUCA
Bombina bombina (fire-bellied toad) is the source of this 2475-nucleotide messenger RNA. It is a transcript of the gene SHOX2, whose product is annotated as short stature homeobox 2. The record is from RefSeq and is a predicted model, not a curated record. Gene Ontology annotation, molecular function: DNA-binding transcription factor activity, RNA polymerase II-specific; sequence-specific double-stranded DNA binding. Gene Ontology annotation, biological process: regulation of transcription by RNA polymerase II. Lineage: Eukaryota; Metazoa; Chordata; Amphibia; Anura; Bombinatoridae. Bases 74 to 1006 code for a protein of 310 amino acids. Gene Ontology annotation, cellular component: nucleus. The transcript is spliced from 5 exons.